UCAUGUGGGAAGGUUCUGUACUUUUUACGGUUUUGGUUACUAUAAAUAUUGAGGGGAAACAGAUGACACAGUAUCAGUUCACUCAAGCAUUUCAAUUCAGUAGCAAUCGUAGCUAGUCAACCGACUCACCAAACACUCAAAAUGUUCGCCAAGAUCAUCUUUGUUGCCGCCCUCGCCAUCGUUGCCGUCAGUGCCAAGCCCGGAGUGGUUGCUCCGCUGGCCUACUCUGCGCCUCUGGUGGCCGCCGCUGGCCCAGCUGUGGUAACUGCCCAGAGCUCGCAGUUCAUCGCCCGUAACUACAACGGAAUUGCGCCAUUGGCUUACACCGCUGCUUACACUGCCGCUGGACCGGUUGCCUAUGCUGCUCCUGCCGCUUAUGCUGCUCCAGCUGCUUAUGCUGCGGCUCCAUUCGCCGCCGCCGCUUAUACUGCACCAGUUUUGCUGUAAACUUUGAUAGGCUGGAAAGAUUUGGACUUGGCUACAAUAUUGUGAAUGCUGUAACGGAUUCAAGUGAUUGAAGUUGAAUGUGAUAAUAGUACAAUUUUGAAAACAUGAAA
Aedes aegypti (yellow fever mosquito) is the source of this 557-nucleotide messenger RNA. RefSeq names its product cuticle protein 38-like. The transcript is spliced from 2 exons. The record is from RefSeq and is a predicted model, not a curated record. Bases 142 to 447 code for a protein of 101 amino acids. NCBI's taxonomy places the organism in Eukaryota, Metazoa, Arthropoda, Insecta, Diptera, Culicidae.